ACCCCCCCCCCCCCCGGGGCAGCCGCAGGCGGAAGGUCGCGGGGGGGCGGGCGCCCUGGCGAAGCCGAGGGGAAGCGAGCAGGCGAACGUGGGACACGGAGCCAUGGCAGGGUUGCUGCGGACGCAGGCCGGGAAACCAAAAUGCUGCUCACUUUGUACUGUGAUCUUCCUCCUGAUAACACUCGUCUGGGUCCUCUUGGGGGCCGGUUUCCUGAACCUGAGGAACUCGAGGCUGGGGAGGCAGGUAGGGGCCAGCGAGGUGGGUAGAGAGCUGGAUGGCCCGCAAGCAGUGACACUGUCCAGGAUGGUUUACCCCCAGCCCAAGGUGCUAACACCCUCUAGGAAAGAUGUCCUUGUCCUCACCCCUUGGCUGGCCCCCAUCGUCUGGGAAGGGACCUUCAACAUUGACAUCCUGAAUGAGCAGUUCCGGCUCCGGAACACCACCAUCGGACUAACGGUGUUUGCGAUCAAGAAAUACGUGGCCUUCCUGGAGCUGUUCCUGCAGACGGCGGAGAAGCACUUCAUGGUGGGACACAAGGUCACCUACUACGUGUUCACCGACCGGCCGGGGGAUGUGCCCCGCGUGCCCCUCGGGGAAGGGAGGCAGGUGGUGGUCCUGGAGGUCCAGAACUACUCGCGCUGGCAGGACGUGUCCAUGCACCGCAUGGAGAUGAUCAGCAACUUCUCCCGGCAGCGUUUCCUCCACGAGGUGGACUAUCUGGUGUGCGCGGACGUGGACAUGAGGUUCCGCGACCACGUGGGUGUGGAGGUCCUGUCCCCGCUCUUCGGCACCCUGCACCCCGGCUUCUACGGGGCGGCCCGCGAGGCCUUCACCUACGAGCGCCGGCCGCAGUCCCAGGCGCACGUCCCCAGGGACGAGGGCGACUUUUACUACGCGGGAGGCUUUUUCGGGGGGUCGGUGGCCGAGGUUCUGCGGCUCACGUCGGCCUGUCACCAGGCCAUGGUGGUCGACCGGGCCCACGGCAUCGAGGCGGUGUGGCACGACGAGAGCCACCUGAACAGGUACCUGCUCUACCACAAGCCCACCAAGGUGCUGUCCCCCGAGUACCUGUGGGACGAACAACUGCUGGGCUGGCCCGCCGUCGUGAAGAAGCUGAGGUAUGUGACCGUGCCCAAGAGUCACCGGGACAUCCGGGACUGAUGACGCGCUGGCCUAGUGUCCGUCAGGGGUGCCACCCUGACCCCAGCCGUCAGAGCGGAUGGGCUGUCGCCGCUCCCUUUUUCUGUCCGGUCGGGGGACAUCGCCGAGGCCCGGCGCCGCCCGCGUCCGGCACGGGUGCAGUUAGGCCUGACCGGGGGCCUGCCGGGGGGCGCGGCUCCAGCAAGACCCCUUGCUCUUCGGGUUCCUGGUCAGAGUUGAAAGGUCGCUUGCAGCCGCGGGCCGGACGUGAAGGUGAGGCCGGAUCAGGACCCCUUUGGCUGGCGCCUGGCUUCCGGCAGCCUGGGGCACAGCCCGCCGCCCUCUGGGGCAGGACAGCCCCCCCCACCCCCUGGCCUCCCUCGGUCACUGCGGUGUGGCGGGUGUCGCGCUUGCCCUGUCACUGCCACUAAAAUGUUUUGGCGGAUGAAGGGAAUUGCGGGUUGUCCCGGAAACCUGCCUUGUGCGCUUCCUCGAGGCCCCGGCCAGGCCUGAGUGCUGCAGUUUCUCCGCCCCGCAUCUCCCUUCUCACAUCAAGGACAGGGCGGUCCGCGUUGCCACUGCUAUUUUUCCGUGACGUUGGCCGACUGUUACAAUUUCUAUGUCACUUGCUGCUGUAAACGGCUCCAAUUCUAUGUCGGAUGCUUUUCUA
Messenger RNA from Leopardus geoffroyi (Geoffroy's cat), 1811 nucleotides. It is a transcript of the gene ABO, whose product is annotated as ABO, alpha 1-3-N-acetylgalactosaminyltransferase and alpha 1-3-galactosyltransferase. Gene Ontology annotation, molecular function: glycoprotein-fucosylgalactoside alpha-N-acetylgalactosaminyltransferase activity. Bases 104 to 1162 code for a protein of 352 amino acids. Gene Ontology annotation, cellular component: vesicle; membrane; Golgi apparatus. NCBI's taxonomy places the organism in Eukaryota, Metazoa, Chordata, Mammalia, Carnivora, Felidae. The record is from RefSeq and is a predicted model, not a curated record. The transcript is spliced from 7 exons. Gene Ontology annotation, biological process: carbohydrate metabolic process.